This is a messenger RNA of Parastagonospora nodorum SN15, 390 nucleotides long. RefSeq lists its product as hypothetical. The coding region runs from base 1 to 390 and encodes 129 amino acids. NCBI's taxonomy places the organism in Eukaryota, Fungi, Ascomycota, Dothideomycetes, Pleosporales, Phaeosphaeriaceae. The record is from RefSeq and is a predicted model, not a curated record. The transcript has 2 exons.
AUGUCUGCCACGUUUGACCUGACUCGAGGCAAAUGCGUUGAGGAGGAAGAAAAGCUCGUCCUCUACGGAAUCGGACGGUGCGCGCCGAGAUUUCAUUUCCUAAGCGGCCUUAAGCGGAUUGUUGAGCUGUUGAAAGCACCCUGGCCUCUAGCGACAGGAGAACCGCAAAAUUUGUCGCGAUGCCGCGGGGAAGUGCAGGCUACCCAGAAAGGGCGUGAUGGCUCACUGUGGGGGAGCUCCGAGCUCCGAGCUCCAUCCUUCCCACUCCCAACCUCCACGCUGUCCGUGCACCACAGCGAGAUUCGAGGCAUUGUGCUUGCGGCUCUCCAUCAAUUGCAUCUCCGCUACAAGCAGGGCCCUCCGUCACCUCGGUCCCUACAGUUUCGAUAG